Molecule: messenger RNA, 3392 nt
Organism: Anoplopoma fimbria (sablefish)
Lineage: Eukaryota; Metazoa; Chordata; Actinopteri; Perciformes; Anoplopomatidae
Gene: il12rb2
Product: interleukin 12 receptor, beta 2a
Exons: 16
Coding region: 160-2634 (824 amino acids)
Biological process (GO): cytokine-mediated signaling pathway
Cellular component (GO): signaling receptor complex; external side of plasma membrane
Molecular function (GO): cytokine receptor activity; cytokine binding
Source: RefSeq, a predicted model, not a curated record
AAUACAGAUGUUGAGGAAAACUUAACCAUGACGGAGAGAGCUUCAGAAGACUCGGAAAGAAAGAAAAGAUCAAUUGAUACUGGGAUGUGAUGUCAUGAUAAGUUAGCAGCUCCUGCGGAAAUGUAAGAGACAUUAAAAGAAGGCAGCUACUGAUGACUCAUGGCGACAAUGUCCCGAUUAUGGACCAUCUUCACUGCUAUCACUGUGCUGGCCGUGCAGCUCUGCAAAGGUGGGAAGUCCUGUUCCAUCUGGUCCAGCGCUGGACCUGUGGUGCAGCGAGGGUCCAGUUUCCAGGUGUUCUGCACCUUUAACUGCAAGUGCAAGGGGUCCAUGUACAGCGACCAUCCACCCAAACUGCAGGACCACACAGUACUGAAUUCCACAACAAUAUAUUGCAAUGUGGCGAACAUAACCAAGAACAGAACAUACAGCUGUCAGUGUAAGUGCUCUCCUGCUCUCGACCCAUGUGGACUGGACAUCUCUGCUGGAUAUCUACCAGAGCGGCCUAAAAACUUUUCAUGCAUCUACAAGGUCAAAGAUAAUGAAAGCGGAGUUGUGUUCUUCACCUGGAAAAGAGGAAGAGACACUUUUCUGAGGGAUAAUUCAGUGCUGUGGGUGAAGACUGUAUCUAAAAACCAUACUGAUGGCCCGGUAGAGCACAAAGCUUCCUCUAAGGGAACUGCUUUCUCCUCAGUUAGUUUCUCUGUGUCCGGCUCCGUCCAGCGGAUCUCCGUGUGGGUAGAAGCCAAAAAUCCACUGGGCUCUGCAGAGUCCAUCCCCAUAGACUACGAACUCGGUGACAUUGCGAUGCCAUCGACUCCUCUUCUUGGCCAACCUGAGUGCUUUUCCCGAGAGUGCGUCAUCAAAGUGGAGCAGCCUGUGCAGACUCAGCACCUGGAGAUCCAAUACAGAGCGGAAGCAACCACAUGGACUUCAUCUUCUCCUGCCUCAGGUGUGCAGAUGGGUUUGGUACAGGAUCGGUCCAUCUCCUCUCUGGAGCCCUACACCCUGUACCAUUUCAGAGCCAGAUCCAAAUUCAGUACCGGACUGUGGAGUCAGUGGAGCGAAAAAAUUUCCAGCUUGACUCAAGAGGAAGCUCCUGCCAAAGAGUUGGAUGUGUGGUACGCCAAAUCCGCCUCUGACUUUAAAUCCCUGAGAGUUUACUGGAAGGAGCCGAACAUUUCCACAGCCAGAGGGAUAAUCCUAGAGUACAAAGUCAGAGUUGACAGCCAAAAGUCUGGAUUGGUCUUCAUCACUAACGUUAGCGCCGCUGCCAGGAAUUAUUUGGUCCCGUUCUGCUCCGACUGUGAAGUGAAAGUGUGGGCUUGCAAUUCCAAAGGACCGUCCCCUCCUGCCAGAAUUACAACCCAUCACACAAAAGUGAAUGCUCAGCAGUUGGCGCCCCUUAAGGACGUGAAAGUAACUGCAGACAACCGCAGUGUCACCAUCUCCUGGAGGAAGCACGUCGCUGCACCUCUGCAUGCAGCGUACGUGGUGGAGUGGUAUCCAGAGGGCCACAAGCUGGAGGAGCUCAGAUGGGUCAGACUGGGCAGGAAUGACAACCAUACUGUUGUUACAGGAAUUCAGCCAUUUGAGUGCUACGAGGGAGCGGUGCAUGUUUUCUAUAAUGAGAGCUCAGUAAGCAGGACCAGAUUUACAGGUGUCAGCACUUUGACGUCAGCCCCAUCAGCUGGUCCAUCAGUCCAACAGACGGUUGAGGGAAACCAAGUGACAGUGACCUGGACGGAGAUUCCCAGGGGUCAGCGUGGGGGUUGUGUCACCAAAUAUACCAUCUAUUUAGAAAUAGGCAGCAAACAACAACAACAGCAUUACUUUAUACCAGCAUCAGAGAGGAUGCACAUCAUCAAAGACCUGUCUCCAGAUGUCUACAGCCUGUGGAUGACAGCUUCAACUGCUGAAGGAGAAGGGCCCGCGUGUCAGAAGGACAAGUUCUUAAUCCAGCAGGAGACCCAACUAUCCCCAAUACUAGUGUGUGGAGUCGUCGCCCCGAUCUUGAUGGUUAUGUUGUGUCUCUACCACAGUUCAGCAGUAAAGCAGAGGUUCUGGGUGUAUUUCCAGUGCCUCAUGCUCGAUGUGGUGCCAGAUCCUGCAAACAGCAAAUGGGCAAAAGAGUGUACCCAAGAGAUGGGUAAGAUAAACCUCCAGGUGGAGGUGAGUAACUCCAGUGGAACCGAGGGGGAGGAGGAGCCCAUCCUGGUGGAUGUGGAGGAGCUGCCCAAGCCGAGCAGUGACGUCUGCAGACCCACAGACGUCUCCUCGCGGCUCCUUCCUCAAACCGGCCUGAGCCCAGAGACGGAGCCGACCACAGCGCUCUACCCUCUGACCACCUACAUCAAGAGCUUCUCCCACGACUCAGACAGCUCCGACCACACGCAGACCUCUCUGGACACCAACACAACCGUCGACUACAUCUCAUCGCACGGGCUGGGAAACAUGGAUGAGGAGGAUCAGGAGGAUGAGGAGGAGGAUGAGGAUGAGGAGGAAGAGUUUGGAGGAAUGCUGGGUUUCUUCCCCAGUCACAACAUUUUCAUAGAACCGAUGGAGUUUGGAGGGAAGUUGACUCUGAAUUCCGUCAAAAUUGACUGCAGUGACUUUUUUCUUUCAGAACAGUAAAUGUUUGACUUGAAACCUGAACUCUUUGGUGAGAUGAGGUCUGAGUGAAAUCCAUUUUUAGAGGAAGAAGAAGGUUAAACUAAUGACUGGGUGGAACAAUGACUGAAUGGAUUCCUCUUUUUUCUGUUUUUUGUGUCUUUUUUUGCCUCACGCAUCUUGCUGAGAUUUGCAUGAACUACCUCCUUGCUCAUUGAAAACAACUGUAACAAAAAAUCUCUCGCUGAAGUGCAGAGCUGUUGUGCAGUAAUAAUUUUUUGAGAUGACUUUUUUUUCAUUUCAUGCAUUACCAUAGUUUGCUCUUUAGAGCAGCAUUGGACACACUAACACCAAAGCGAACAAAGUACAGGCUGCAUGAAGGAGUGUAUCAUAUAUUGGGAAUCCUGCCUGACUGUACUAAUGUAUACAUCCAUAACUAAUAUCUAUAAACAGAUUCUGCUUUAUGCAGAUAUGAACUUCCAUUUGUAGGUUCUCUAUGCAGUCUGUGUAGUAUUAACCAAUCACAUUCCAGCAGGCUUUGGUUGAAUGCAGUUAGCAACAGAGGAAAAACGCUUGGCCUAAAUACAAUCUCUGAACCCAUCGGCUAUUGGCUGACAGUUCUGAAAAGUGAAGCCAAUGCAUAAGUGCCUUAAACCUGCAUUCUUUCUAUUUGCCAUCAGGGGGCGACUCCUUUGGUUGCUUAAAGAAGACUGAUUGUAUAGAAGUCUAUGUGAAAAUGACUCUACUUCUCACUUGAUUUAUUCCCUCAGUAAACAUUGUAA